AUGAGGGGUCCGAUGAACCCGAUGAGAUCCACCGUAAGCCCGGUCCACAUGCGACCUUCCAGUGGUGCACACAUAGGUUUGCCUACGGGCAUGCCUCAGCCUGGGGUUAACGUAAUUGGAGGCACUUUUCCUGUAUCUAUGGGCUAUUCUCCUAGCCAUUCACCAAUACGGAGGCCUCGUUCUAUGUUUAAAAGUGAUUAUUGCUCUACUCGGAAAUUCCUCUUUUUCUUCAUUUCUCUCGCCGUUGAUUGUAUCGACAUAGGAGCCAAUUGGUGGAUCUACCAAGAGAUCAGGGACUACAAAUCCGGCCUUGUCUUUGGAAGCUUUAGUCCAAGCAUUAUCUUAGCACUAUAUAUUUUUUCCAUCUUGGGGACGAUCCUUUCAAUCCUGGAGACACUCAAUCUCCUCUCGUUCUCCUGCAAAUGGUAUUAUAUUAACCCAGACAUCGCCUUAGCCAUUUCACUUUGGUUGGAAGACAUUCCUCAGCUGGGCAUCAACGUUAAUCUCGUCUAUUGUCGAGAGAGGCCGAUCACGAAAGCUCAAUACACAAGGGCCAUAACCGGAAUUAUUGUUGUCGUCUACAAGAUGCUUGUGGGCCUAUCGCGUCACUGUGCAUGUUGUGGAAAGAAGUUCUUGAAAUACACCCAGACGGAUAUCAACGAAAGAUGUGCCUGGCGUAGUCGUUUCAUCUCGAGCAUGAUGGUUAUAGGCUUUGCCGUUGCUUUAGCCGAGGCGUCCCACGUCUUUAAAUACACCAAAUACCAUAUAAACCAGAAAGAGCUCCAGAUGAAUGUCCCAAAACAAAUUAUGGAUGGAGGUUGGGAUGUUAAUCGUUACUUUAACAAUGUUAGCGUUUAUUUCAGCCCUCCUCCUAUCCAUCACCACAGCAAAAUGGCCACCCAACCCCAUUCGGAAUGGGUAAGAAUGACAAGUAUCUACGAAAUAAUGAGCUCAAAGGUUGUUACUUUUGACUAUUCUUACACAGAAGCCACUAAUGACCGACCGGCUAUCGUCGCCUUCAAACGUGGAUUCCGCUCUGAAUGCUACAUCGUUGAACCGUACGAGAUGCGUUUUAACUGGUCAGACACGUGUUUAGAUCUAACCAAUACGACCAUUUACAGCAUUCAUUUUACCUUUAAGUACUACCUGGACCGUUACAUGACGAUGGGAACCAUUCUCUACAACUACGCGUUCUGCGAGGCUCGGGGUUUCGGCGCACGCAAAAUGGAAGCUCGCAGACAUCACCGCCUGAUACCGCUGUACUUCCAAAGCUAUGUUAGAAGUAAAUGGUCGGCAUUUUUAGCUUCUCGGAAGUCCCGUGUCCCCCAGUGGUCCUAUUACAACAGAUUACAACAUUCCUUGCAAAUGGUUAGCAACGUAUGGAACACUGGUUUCCAUCAAUGUCCACCGACCGGUCAUCUCGUCCCCAUAUAUGACCAUUCACUUAGGGUUAAUUGCACUGAGAUAUUAUAA
Messenger RNA from Acanthosepion pharaonis, 1473 nucleotides. The record is from the annotation of a GenBank genome assembly. NCBI's taxonomy places the organism in Eukaryota, Metazoa, Mollusca, Cephalopoda, Sepiida, Sepiidae.